UACCUGUAAGUAUGGGUACGACCCACUUUUUCUUUUGAACCAAACAGAAAAAAAAGGAAAAGGAAAAAAAAGAAAAAAAGAAGGAAAGAAAGUGGAAUUCACUUUCAGAGCCCGAAGUUCAAAAAAAUUCACGGCCUUUGUCAGAGAUCUUUCAAAAUUCUCAAAUUCUUGUUUCGAUUUUUCCUCUUCGAAUCCCUCCAAAGUCCACGAAAAACAAUUCUUUUUCUCAGUGCUUUUCAUUUUUCGUUUCGUUUUUUCUCCGUUUGAUUCCGGCGAGAUUCGAAUUCGCAUUUUUUUCGGUUCAGGGCGGAACGACGUCGUUUCGGUUCUGGGUUUGAAAUCCGUGGACUCGGUUUUGAAAAACACUUCUGCUCCCGAAUUUCUCGCUCCGUGAUGUGGUUUCCUCCACUGUUGCAUCAUUCGUUUUGCUUGGACUAGUUGAGGUAGUUCAUUACAGUUAUGGGCGGCGGUGGCGGUGGAGCAGGGACAGUGGAGGUGAUAAGUAGCAAAGGGUGUUCAAGGCUCUUGGUGGGGAUUUCGUCUUCAUUGCCGCCGAUGAGAGGUCUCAAGACAUUUGAGCCAAUGUCUCCGGCUUCAUCGUCUGUGGGUCGAUCCAAUGGCCCUUUUUCUGGGCUCGUGAUAUGCGUCACAGGUCUCUCCAAAGAAGCAAGGAAACAAGUGAUGGACGCCACCGAGCGAUUAGGUGGCCAAUACAGUUCUAAUUUGCAUCCUCAAUGCACCCAUCUGGUGGUCCAAAGCUUUGGUGGACGCAAGUUAGACCAUGCUCUGAAGCAUGGAUCAAAAAAUGGUCUUUUUGUUGUUACACUUGGAUGGUUUGUAGAUAGCGUUCGAAGGAACGUCAGAUUGAGCGAAUCCCUUUAUUAUGUUAAGAAUGUGGGAGAAAAUGGUGUACGCAUGGAUGAAUUGAAUCGCCUCAUUGGUUUUUCUGGUGCUGAAAAUUCUUGCCUUCCUGCUGGUAUUUUUGAAAAUGCCAAGCAAUCUGUCAUGACCGAGGACCCACAUUUGUGGUUCUCUGGGAGAGAGUCUAAAAGAAGUGUGGACUCAACACUAUCUGGUCACUCAAUGUUCAUUGAUUCAGAUAUCUCAGCUGAGCUGCGGAAUAAGGUUGUUGAGGCUGCUGCAAGAGGAGGUGCCAUGCUAGUAGACCAAUGGUUUGUUGGUUGCAAUGCGAAUUAUGUUGUGUGUGAAGGGCCUUCUAUACAAAGAUAUCUUGGGCAUUCCAACAAUCUUGUUACACCACUGUGGAUUCUGAAAACGGCAAAGGAGAGAUAUGCACAAAGGCUUGUUCACAUGUCUGCUGAUUUGGCUAGGCAGGUUGGAAUGGUGCUUGAAAAUGUUCAAAACGGAAUUGAAUUGGAGGAAAUGAACAGGGAAAAUGGUCCUCAAGACACUCCCUGUCCUAGAAAGAAAGCAAGCCACGAAGAAAGGCAAGAGAUUGUGAGUUUAGCAAAAGCAGGGGUUAGAAACCGCCGUGCUCGGUAUAUGCAGACAUGUCAAACCCCAAUUCGUCCAAUAAACCCAAGCAGCCUUCUCGAUUCAAUCUGCUGGUCAAUAUCUGAGCCAACCUCAACUGCUUCUAUUUACACAGAAUCAUCCAGUGUAGGAGAUGUUAGCGAACACCAAACAUCCGUAUUCUUUGAUGCCAAAGGAGAUGGCAAAGAGUCAGAAGCCUCUUUUGCAAACUUCUCCCGGCUACUUACAGAAAGCGAGAAAGCUGAGCUAAUAUUCAAAGGCCACUUCCUUACUAUACUGCUCCCCGUCGAUAGAUUUGCUGAGAUGGGUCCUUCUUCAAGAACCUUUUUCAGCAGUAAAGGUUUUACCUGUCUGCAGGUGUUGGACCAUAUCCAUGCAUUUUAUCAGGAGAACAUGACGCUUCAUGAAAUAGAAGCUGCCAUUCAUACUGACUCGAGGCAUGCUGACAGACUCCGAUCAGUGUAUUCAAGCAAGGAGACAGGGGAGAGAGGUUAUGCAAUUUUCAAACGCAUCGAUUUCUUAGGCAGUCGUAAGAGUUUUGAAAUGUUGAAACGGGUGAGUGGUGAUAACAAUAAUAAUGUAUACGAACUGGUGAUUAGAGCGUAAGAUUCUGUAAUUAUCGAGAGAUCCCAGUUGUGAAAGACACGAAUAUUGAGUCAAUAUUUCUAGGAAGAUUGGAACAGUUUCCUACUUUGUGUGAUUGUUAUAUAGCAGCUAUACCUGUUGCUUUCA
Vitis riparia (riverbank grape) is the source of this 2226-nucleotide messenger RNA. RefSeq lists its product as uncharacterized. The transcript is spliced from 10 exons. Lineage: Eukaryota; Viridiplantae; Streptophyta; Magnoliopsida; Vitales; Vitaceae. The coding region runs from base 460 to 2100 and encodes 546 amino acids. The record is from RefSeq and is a predicted model, not a curated record.